Messenger RNA from Chenopodium quinoa (quinoa), 1290 nucleotides. RefSeq lists its product as uncharacterized. The transcript is spliced from 2 exons. NCBI's taxonomy places the organism in Eukaryota, Viridiplantae, Streptophyta, Magnoliopsida, Caryophyllales, Amaranthaceae. The record is from RefSeq and is a predicted model, not a curated record. Bases 1 to 1290 code for a protein of 429 amino acids.
AUGUCUUUCAUUUCCUCCACCUCAAGCUCUAGUUCUUCUGAUUUCUCAAAUAACGUUGUAUUUGAUCGGUUAGUUGAUGAUUAUGCUGCUAACCACCUACCUCAUAUUUUAAUUCCCCAAGACUCAUCACAAGAAUCCCAACUUAAUAAUGAUAUAGAAAGUGUCCCGGAGCCUAAAAGGGAUAGGGAAAGAGAAAAAGGGCAUGUGCAACUAUAUAACGAUUAUUUUGCGAGUAAUGCAGUGUAUAACGACAACCAAUUCCGCCGUAGAUUUCGUAUGCAAAGAUCUUUGUUCUGUAGCAUUAUGAACAAGGUGGUUGAAGGGGAUCGAUUCUUUCAACAACGUCGGAAUGCAGCUGGAAAGCUUGGUUUAUCACCGUUGCAGAAAUGCACCGCUGCAAUAAGAAUGUUAGCGUAUGGUGUAGCCCCAGAUGUCGUGGAUGAAUAUCUACGUAUAGGCCAAACAACCUCUAGGAAUGCAUUGCAACAUUUUUGUCAAGGGGUUAUUUCACAAUUUGAAAGUGAAUAUCUACGUAAACCUACAGAUGAAGAUUUAAGGAGAAUCCUUCAUCAAAAUGAUUUGCGUGGAUUUCCAGGCAUGAUUGCCGUUGCUGAUCAGGAUUUAUGGAUUUGGCAUGCGUUCUUUGGAAUGCCUGGCUCAUGUAAUGAUCUUAAUGUCCUUUACCGUUCACCGGUGUUUGAUGAUGUUUUACAAGGUCGUGCACCACCAAUAAAUUUUUCGGUAAACAGACAUCAAUAUGAGUUGGCCUACUACUUGGCAGAUGGGAUUUACCCGAGAUGGCCAACUUUUAUACAAGGUAUAACACAUCCUCAAGUUCAAAAAGACAAGUUGUUUGCUGAUCGACAAGCAGCAGUUCGGAAAGACGUUGAACGGGCUUUCGAAAUUUUACAAGCUAGGUUUGCUAUACUACGACAACCAGCACUUGCAUUCGACAAAGAUAUUCCUUGUGACAUUAUGAAAGCCUGUAUAAUAAUACACAACAUGAUCGUCGAGGAUGAACGACACAACUACACACGUGCAGAUGUUUUGAGACGAUACUACGAAGAAGAUCGACCACAACGUACAGCAGCGCGAGCGGGACCGAGCACAAGUGCCACGGUGACUAACAACGAGCCAUUUGAAUUCAACGUCGGGCGGCCACCCAACAUUGAUUUCAACGCGUAUUUUCAGAGGAGGAUUGCCCUUCGUGAUAGAGAAAUUCAUUCAUCUCUCAAACAAGAUUUAGUAGAGCACAUAUGGCAGAACUUUCAUCAUAAUACGACCGAAUAA